GCAGUGUCCGGAAAUAUGUGUCUUAUUUAGUCCACUGUGAGGCAAAGGUUGUUCCAUCAAUAUUAUCUGAGUCGUCUCAGGCGCUUUCUUGUCUCAUUUACGAACGAGGCGGCUUCAGGAAUGCCACAAAUGUGACGUACCAUGGGCAACACUGAGUGUGUGGUGGUGCAGAAGCGACUGUCCCGCUUCCGUCCCGAAGAUCGGCCAGUGAUUGAAGGAGUGUUUGAUUGGCUUCAGGGCAAUGCUGUGAUUCCUGAAAAAGCCCAAAAGAAAACACAAGCAGGAAACACACUGACCUUUGAGAUGCUGCAGGCCUCCAUGUGCAUGCUGGCAUCAGAAUCAAUGAUAAGGAGGUCAUACCAAUGCAUGUGUAGUAUUGACUUUGGAACCACAGCAGCUGGCAAAGUCAGUACGUCCCCCACUUUAGGAGUGUGUCGCGAGCAAUUAGUCAUCUUUCUUGCAGACACCCUACGGGGUACUGCAGAAGAACGGGCUCCUCUUGUUAUGGCUAUGUGCCGGAACAGAGCGUGCUCUAAGGUUGUCACCUCUGAGCAACUAACAGAGUUCUUACAGGACCUGAUCUCUGCCAUCAUUCAUAUUCUAGUCUAUAAAGGACUCCUUCAAGGGUGGAAACCAGACAAAAUGGGUGAUGGCUCUCAGUGUGUUAAACUCUUGGCAGAGCAGAUGUGUUCAGAACUGAAACCUACAGACCAGGGAGGAUAUGAUGUUGCCUGUUUGGAGGACUGGAUCUUUAGAGUACCUCAAGUAUCUUUAUACCUGGAGAUGUUGGUGGCUGAGGGACUAAACGUUUGGCCAAGUGUGCAGCCAGCCCUUUCUCUGUUGCCCCCUUGUAAGGAGACACGUUGGAAAGAUCUACAGUGUCUGUUGGAUAUUCCCACCCUCAUGUUUCUUGCACCACAGCUGCCUGACAGAUGUAAUUCACCAUGGAGACUUGUGUUUUCCACACUGUUGCAUGGCGAGAGCUUCACGAGGAUGGUGGCAGGUCUGACUAAGUGUGGACCCACCUUGCUGCUCAUCAAAGACACAAAGGGAUAUGUUUUUGGUGGCUUUGCCUCCCUCAGCUGGGAAGUCAAACCACAGUUCCAGGGUGAUUCCAGAUGUUUCCUGUUCUCCGUGUUCCCCAGACUGAGAGUUCAUACAGCCACAGGUUACAAUCAACACUUCAUGUAUCUCAACCAGAAUCAGCAGACCAUGCCCAACGGACUGGGCAUGGGCGGCCAGCACAGGUACUUUGGACUGUGGUUGGAUAGUGAUUUUGGACAUGGUCACAGCCGUGCACAGCCAAAGUGUACAACGUUUGGAAGCCCUCAACUCUCGGCGGAUGAGGAGUUCAUUUUGGACUCAAUGGAAAUAUGGGCAGUAGGAAAAAUCUCUGACCUGGAGGAGUUUCAGGAUGAAGAAGGGAUGGGGAAGAGGAGUGUCUUGGAUGUGGAUCCAGAGGUCCAGGCUAUGAUGGAGAUGACAGGCAAAAAAUUACAUAGCCAGGGUCUCAGGGAGCCAGAUAAGGACCAGAAGUACUAAAGGUCAACUUCCUUGUCACUUUAUCUGGGCCCAUGGAAGAUCGUGUGCUGAUGCAAAUUUUGUAUUCUAAUCUACCUUUAAACAGUCAUUUCAUCUAUUCCCAGCCUGUGAUUGUAAUUUGUGACUGUGUUCUCGUAAACCGGGAUAACAAUCCUUGGCAGUAUCUAAAUUGCUUAAAUGUAAGUGGAUGUAGUACCAGAUGAAUAUAGUUAGUCUAUGUUCACACUGCAGGUAUAAAUGCCUGAAGGUCACAUGCAGCAAUUUGAUACGGUGCAAUUUAUUACUGGUGUCUUAAUUGCAUGUCAGUGAUUUACUUAUGUUGUCUUUUCUUCCGUGUGGCUUGGCAGAAGUGUGCACUGUAUCCGACUGAACAUUUUUCACAGUGUGAAUGCAGCCUACUGUGCAUUUUACAUGUAGGCAGCAGGCACAUUCUAACAUUUCAAAACCAUUUUGUAGAUGGGUAAUUCUCCAAAAGUGUGGCAAAAUUGCAUAUUCAAAUGCUGACGCACGUCUAGAGUCAUUGUUUUCUUCCCUUCACAAUCAAUCAUCGAAUUUCACUGCAUAUAAUAUUGCGGACCCUGCUGAGAACAACUUGACUGAGGUUUGUGUUGUCAUUUGUGUGCAAAUGUAUUUGGAGUGGUCAAAAAUAGCCAAUGUCAUAACACCUUUGACCCUUAAAACGAAUCAACUUCAAAUCAAGUUUAUUGAUCUAGCCCUUAAUCACCAAAACAUCUCAAAGGCUUCACAUGCCCACAGUUGACAAAUAUUCUCCACAUCCACUUACCUUAACCCCCUGGAGGGCAAGGGAAAACU
Messenger RNA from Syngnathus acus (greater pipefish), 2355 nucleotides. RefSeq names its product MTOR associated protein, eak-7 homolog (gene meak7). The transcript is spliced from 9 exons. The coding region runs from base 142 to 1542 and encodes 466 amino acids. Lineage: Eukaryota; Metazoa; Chordata; Actinopteri; Syngnathiformes; Syngnathidae. Gene Ontology annotation, biological process: TOR signaling. The record is from RefSeq and is a predicted model, not a curated record.